Messenger RNA from Thyridium curvatum, 1608 nucleotides. RefSeq lists its product as uncharacterized. Gene Ontology annotation, molecular function: monooxygenase activity; FAD binding. Gene Ontology annotation, biological process: secondary metabolite biosynthetic process. The record is from RefSeq and is a predicted model, not a curated record. Bases 1 to 1608 code for a protein of 535 amino acids. The transcript is spliced from 6 exons. NCBI's taxonomy places the organism in Eukaryota, Fungi, Ascomycota, Sordariomycetes, Thyridiales, Thyridiaceae.
AUGGAGGAUGUGCCACAGUUUUCCGCGUCACAUAGCCGUACACAGAGUUACACACCAGCAUCUGGCACCGAUAGCCCUAAACACGCCAUUCUAUCUCCGGCACUAGACCAAGGUGCUCCCAGACUUACCGAUCCGGAUUUGGUACUACAACCAGACCCAGCAACCUUCAUUGUCCAGUCUGCCAAGAAGAGCGCACCCCUGCAUACAUCCUCACUCGCCAUGCCUGCCAACACUAACGGCAAUGACCAGAAGCCUAGAGGUCGCUUCAUCGUGGUCGGCGCAGGCUAUGCCGGCCUGGCCACCGCGAUCGAGCUGCGAAGGAAAGGCUUCGAGGUACAGGUCGUCGAAGCAGCUAAGAACAUGACCACCCAAGGUGAUAUCAUCCAGGUCGGCUCCAACGCCACCCGCGUUAUGUCUCACUGGGGCAAUGUGCUGGAGCAAGCUGUCGCCGAGUCGGCCCAGCCCAAGGACAUGAAGAUGUUCGACAAGACUGGCAGAGUCCUGCUCCAUGCCCCUCUCCCGACAGAGUUCAGCGGCUUUCCGGUCUUGUACUCCAAUCGCGGACUGUUGCAGCGGCUCAUUCUCGAGUAUGCGCGCUCGAUUGGCGUGGAGUUCCGCUUUGGGGAGCGCGUGAGAGAGUACUUUGAGGAGAAGGACGGCGCCGGCAUCGUCAUUGGCGAUGAAAGGAUCAAGGCCGAUGGAGUCGUUGCAGCUGAUGGCAUCCACAGCCUUGCGAGGAAGCAUGUCAUUGGAAUCCAGCAGCAUCCGCGGACCAGUGGCUUUGCCGUGUACCGCACCUGCUUCCCACUCGAUCUCCUGGCUGAUGACCCGCUCACCAAGCCACUGACGGAGCUGAAGGAAGACAUGUUCCGUGUGUGGUUGGACACAGACGUGCACGCCAUCUUGUUCAUCCUUGCCAAAGUGAGACAGGUGGUCAUCUUCUGCACCCACAAGGAUACCUACGAAGUUGAAGAAUCGUGGACUAACCCCGGAGACUUGGAUGACAUGCUGAAGAUCUCCAAGGGAUGGGAUCCCGUCAUCGUCGCCGCCAUGAAAGCCGUGCCGCGAGACAAGUUGAUUGACUGGAAGCUUCUCUGGCGUGAUCCGAUCCGGCAGUGGGUAUCUAGCACCGGACGCAUCACUCUGGUCGGCGAUGCAGCGCACCCGCACCUUCCUACCUCCGGGCAGGGAGCCGCGCAGGCCUUUGAGGAUGCUGGGACGAUCGGCGCCCUCGUUGACAAGCUUGGUGUUGAGGAGAUAUCCACCGCAUUCAAAGCAUUCGAGAAGCUUAGAUACGAAAGGACAAGCUUGACGCAACGGAUGGGCUGGGAGACUCGGCACAGAUGGCAUCAGACGGACUGGGACAUGGUUGCUGCCAACCCCGAGUUUCUCAAAAUGCCGCAGCCUAUGUGGCUGUACGAUUUCGAUGCUGAGCAGUACGCGUAUGACCGCCUCGAUGAAGUUGUCGAUAGCGUGAAGAAUGGCACUCCAUUCGUCUCCAAGAACCUGCCCGAGGGCCAUGUUCACGAGGACUGGACUGUGGAAAUGAUGAUGGACUUGGAGAAAGAGCAAGCCAAGGAGCAUUUCUAUAGAGUAGCCAACAAGUAA